ACUCUAUCUUUCUUAAGAGGAAGAAAAGCCCUAAAUACACACACACACCAAAGUACAAACCCUCACUCUAUUAGUUUCAGCCUUCGCUCCUUAUCCUCAGUUCCUCACUACCCAUUUCAACACACCAACCUCAUUUCUCUCUCCUCCUCUCUUUGAUAAUCUGAAAAAAUGGCAUCUGCUAAUGCUAUCUCAACCACUUCCAUUCUUUCCACACCCGGAAAGGGAAACUUGAGGAAAGCGACUCCCCAACGAGCACAGAAGGUGCAAUAUAAGCAAUCAAGCAGGCGGUUCGUCGUUAGAGCGUCCGCGAAGCAAAUUGCAUUUGACCAGGAUUCCAGGGCAGCCCUUCAAGCUGGCAUUGACAAACUUGCUGAUGCUGUUGGACUUACCCUUGGACCUAGAGGGAGAAAUGUUGUUUUGGAUGACUUUGGGAACCCAAGAGUAGUUAAUGAUGGAGUUACUAUUGCUCGAGCUAUUGAGUUGGCUGAUCCGAUGGAGAAUGCUGGUGCUGCUUUGAUUAGAGAGGUUGCCAGUAAAACAAAUGACUCUGCUGGUGAUGGAACGACAACUGCCUCAGUUCUUGCUCGUGAGAUUAUCAGACAAGGUCUGCUCAGUGUUACCUCUGGUGCUAACCCAGUGUCUUUGAAAAGAGGAAUUGAUAAAACUAUUCUAGGAUUAAUUGAGGAACUUGAAAAGAGAGCCAGGCCCGUCAAUGGCCGUGAGGACAUCAAAGCUAUUGCUACCAUUUCUGCUGGAAAUGAUGAGUUGAUUGGGGCUAUGAUUGCUGAUGCUAUUGACAAAGUCGGCCCAGAUGGUGUUUUGUCCAUUGAGUCAUCAUCUUCCUUUGAGACAACUGUCGAAGUUGAAGAAGGAAUGGAGAUUGAUAGAGGGUAUAUAUCUCCACAAUUUGUUACCAAUCCUGAAAAAUCAAUUGUUGAAUUCGAAAAUGCAAGAGUGUUGGUAACGGACCAGAAGAUCUCUGCGAUAAAAGAUAUAAUUCCAUUAUUGGAGAAGACUACUCAAAUGAGAGCACCUCUGCUUAUUAUUGCCGAGGAUAUCACUGGAGAAGCACUGGCCACUCUUGUUGUAAACAAGCUGCGGGGAAUUAUUAAUGUUGCUGCCAUCAAGGCACCAGGAUUUGGGGAGAGGAGAAAGGCUAUGCUUCAAGAUAUUGCUAUCUUGACAGGUGCGGAGUUCCAGGCCAAUGAUUUGGGAUUAAAGGUUGAGAACACAUCUAUCGAACAACUUGGUUUGGCAAGGAAGGUGACAAUCACCAAGGAUAACACCACCCUCAUUGCUGAUGCGGCAUCCAAAGAUGAGCUUCAGGCUAGAAUUGCGCAGCUUAAGAAAGAAUUGUUUGCAACUGACUCUGUUUAUGAUUCUGAGAAGCUUGCUGAAAGAGUUGCGAAGCUUUCUGGAGGUGUUGCUGUUAUAAAGGUUGGUGCAGCCACAGAGACUGAGCUUGAAGACCGUAAACUGCGAAUUGAGGAUGCAAAGAAUGCAACUUUUGCUGCCAUAGAGGAAGGCAUUGUUCCUGGUGGUGGUGCAGCUCUUGUUCAUCUCUCAACUUGUGUACCUGCUAUUAAGGAGAAGCUUGAAGACCCUGAUGAACGUCUGGGUGCUGACAUUGUGCAGAAGGCACUUGUUGCACCGGCAUCUCUAAUUGCCUACAAUGCCGGGGUUGAAGGAGAGGUGGUUGUAGAGAAGGUGAUGGCAAGCGAGUGGGAGGUUGGUUACAAUGCAAUGACUGACACGUACGAGAACUUGGUGGAGUCUGGAGUAAUUGACCCAGCUAAGGUGACAAGAUGUGGUUUACAAAAUGCAGCCUCAGUUGCAGGAAUGGUAUUGACUACUCAGGCUAUUGUUGUGGAGAAGCCAAAGAGUAAAGCUGCCGCUGCUGCAGCUCAACCAGGUUUAACCAUAUAAGCUAGUGGUGUACUGUAGUAGGUUACGAAAGGUAGGACUUUAAUAAUCCAGGAAUUGUUUUGGUAGUGAAAUUGUAUCAAAGUUUUGUACUGAGAAUAAUUGAUUGAGAGAGCGUAAUUGAUCGUUGAUUUUGAA
Messenger RNA from Spinacia oleracea (spinach), 2061 nucleotides. Its product is annotated as ruBisCO large subunit-binding protein subunit alpha. Lineage: Eukaryota; Viridiplantae; Streptophyta; Magnoliopsida; Caryophyllales; Amaranthaceae. Gene Ontology annotation, molecular function: ATP binding; ATP-dependent protein folding chaperone. The record is from RefSeq and is a predicted model, not a curated record. The coding region runs from base 169 to 1926 and encodes 585 amino acids. Gene Ontology annotation, biological process: protein refolding. The transcript has 8 exons.